Anastrepha ludens (Mexican fruit fly) is the source of this 1559-nucleotide messenger RNA. RefSeq names its product endocuticle structural glycoprotein ABD-4 (gene Cpr49Ae). Gene Ontology annotation, molecular function: structural constituent of chitin-based larval cuticle. Bases 144 to 548 code for a protein of 134 amino acids. Gene Ontology annotation, cellular component: chitin-based extracellular matrix. The record is from RefSeq and is a predicted model, not a curated record. Lineage: Eukaryota; Metazoa; Arthropoda; Insecta; Diptera; Tephritidae. The transcript has 3 exons.
CUACGAGAUCAUUAACAAAACUUUUGUGCAAUUAACCACAACCCAAAGCAGGGUUCUUGCACCGUUAAAAUACAAGCUUUAGCAAAUAGAAGGCCGAAGGAUAUCUUUUACUGUGUUCAAGUGUGAAUAAAAUUGUGAAAAAAAUGAAAAUUGAAAUCGCAUUACUUCUCAUCGUCUGCACCGCGUCUGCUGUGUUUGCCGCGCCACAAGCGCAGGGUGAACCAAUAGCCAUUAUUAGUCAGGAGUCGAAUAUUGAACCGGAUGGUUCAUAUAAUUAUAACUAUGAAACCGCUAAUGGCAUUAAAGGCGAGGAGACUGGUACGCUUAAGAAGGCCACCUCACCAGAUACCAGCGAUGUGAUUAUUGCGCGCGGCUCUGUCAGUUACACCUCACCCGAAGGUAAUCUAAUUACGCUCAACUAUGCUGCAGAUGAUGAGAAUGGCUUCCAGCCACAAGGCGAACAUCUGCCCACACCACCACCAAUCCCACCAGCAAUCCAAAAGGCACUCGACUAUUUGCUUAGCUUGCCCCCAGCGAAGCGUCGUUAAGCUUUUAAUAGCUUAAACACUUAAUGGUGGAUGAAUGCGAAGAAAGACAAGUUCAUUUUUUUUCGCGACACAUGCACAGAAGUAAUGUGACAACGCAACAAAACAAUUGUAUAAAUAUAUUUUUCUAAACUCUUUAAGAGUUUAAUUCCCUGCCAUGAGAAGCCCUCAAAGAUUGCUGUACUGUACAAUAAACCUUUUAUGUAACUAAAACAUAUGGACGAAUGUGGACACGCAUACAAAUUAUCAAACACAAGCACACACAUACAUAUAGACACACAUGUGAAAAGGAAAUUUUGCUAGCAUCAGUGAGUUGAAGCAUUUGUAGUGAGGUGAAGUGCAAAUGUAUGUAAGAAAAGAUAUAAAAGAAGCAAAAGGUAAAACUACUAAGUACACUGACUGAAUGAACCGUUAAAUAUAAUAAACAAAAAUUUAUAAUAAUACAAUUAAAAAUUAAUAAUAUGAAAUAAUAUUAUACUAGUGUUCAACUGGCAUUUGCUCACUACCCCUAGCAAAUGUAUAUAUAACUUUCACUCUACAACUUCUGCUUCAAUAUUUACUCGGUGCACCACAUCUUCAACCCUUUAACUCUACCUACAAUGAUACUCAGCACUUCACUGCACUAUAGUACUAAAGCAAAGAAAAACGAACAACAUAUCACUAGCAUCCGCUACAUUUUCAUAACUAAAAUAUUGUUCUUCUCAUUCUUUGGAGUCCUAUGCACUUUCAUAUCGAAAUCAACUUUAUAUAACCAGCACUCUUAUCCACAUUUGAAAGUUUCUUCUCCUGUUAUCACUGUCAAUUUUCUUAUUUCUUGUUUCUUAUUUCACUUUUUGUAAUAUUUUUGUAGUCGCCGGAACUUUAUCGCUUCGGACCCUUGUGAUAUCGUUGCUUUUUUAAUGAAGAAAAACUGUAAUCUAUGUUUUGUAAAAAAAACUUAAAAUAUUUAAAUAUUUUAUGCAUGAAAAAUAAAAAAGUCUAAAAGAUGUUGUUGUAUCAUAUGUAAAAAUUAUA